Saitoella complicata NRRL Y-17804 is the source of this 870-nucleotide messenger RNA. RefSeq lists its product as uncharacterized. NCBI's taxonomy places the organism in Eukaryota, Fungi, Ascomycota, Saitoellomycetes, Saitoellales, Saitoellaceae. The transcript has 2 exons. Gene Ontology annotation, biological process: peptidyl-lysine dimethylation. Gene Ontology annotation, molecular function: protein-lysine N-methyltransferase activity. The coding region runs from base 1 to 870 and encodes 289 amino acids. The record is from RefSeq and is a predicted model, not a curated record.
AUGUCAUGGGAGGCAUCCAAGGCUCCAGCUCGAACGCCAAGUCCCGAACCCGAAUCGAUCUUCGAAGACGCCCUUACCACGAUCUUCAAUGACGUACAACUAUCCCAUGGCGAGCCCGGGAAGGACUUCAUCUACCACCAUCCCCAAUACGGUGAUAUCAAGUUACGACUGAGUUCGCCAAGCUGGGACCACAUCCCCCUCUUCGCCCACUUCCUCUGGUCCUCCUCCCUCCUCCUCACCCACCUCCUCGCCUCAACAACAUACUCCUUCCACAACCAAUCCGUCCUCGAACUCGGUGCGGGAACGGGGUUGGUCGGGAUCUGUGCGGUACGGGGGGGUGCGCGGUGGGUUACCGUCUCAGACUACCCUUCUGACCAAAUCAUGGAGGCUUUGAGGUGGAAUGUUGGAACGCAGGUUCGGGAGAGUGAGAGGGAUAGGGUGUGUGUGCAGCCGCAUACCUGGGGUGAGGAGCCGUUUCCUCUCAUCCCCGAGGAGGAAGGGGACGGGAGAAGGUAUGAUUGGGUCGUGGCAUGCGACACCCUCUGGAUCCCCUCCCAACACACAAACCUAAUCUCAACAAUCACGCAUACCCUAUCCCACACCCCCCACGCCCGCCUCCUCCUCAUCGCAGGUUUCCACACCGGUCGCGCAAAUGUUGCGGGGUUCUUCGAUCUUCUAUCACAAGCCGGGUUUGUUGAGCGGGAUAGAGGGAUACGGGAACGGAUGGUCACAGAAGAGGGCAUAGAGAGGGACUGGAGGGGGGUUAGGGGGGAGUGGGAGGAGGAUUUGGUGGAGAGGAAGAGGUGGGUUGUUGUUGCGGAGAUGGGGUGGGGGGAGGGGAAGUUGGGGGAGUUUGCGAGAGCGGGGUGA